GUCAGAAAAUUUUUUAAUAUCUUUUCCCUUAAUUUUAUUUUCCAUAAGUGUUCUACAACACACAUUAUGGACAUUCGGAAUGUUAGGAAUCGUUGUGAUAACCAAACACGGAUGUUCCAGACCUUUUGACGACGGUGAUCCAAGGAAUGCCUAAAUACAUUGCAGAAGUGCAAUGGGCCAAUUCCACUAAAUAGUACAUUGCCAAAGGUGGAAGACGUAGUGGUUAUCCGGGGCGUGCAAUCUCAGCCCGUGUCAUGGCCUCUUGCCAUCAUAGAUGCUUUGCAUCCUGGGCCGGACAACGUUCCUCCUGCGGCGAUUGUUCAGACAGCUUCCGGCGUUUAUACUCGACUUGUGCCGCUGCUCCACGCUUCCAGUAAUUUAAAAGUCCUAUUUGUUACUGGUGUGGGAUCUUUAAUUUUGGAAAAGUGUGAAUUGUUUUAUAGUUUUUGAAAGCUAUUUUAAAGUUGUCAGAAGAGAGAAAUGUGUUUAAUUUAUGUGAUAGGCCUGAUAACUAACGGUCACUAAACACCACGCAUUUCUAUAGCAGAAAUUAUGUCUAAUUUGGUGGGCGGUAUGUUCGCGGCGUUUUUUUAGUGACGUUUUCGCCCUUAAAAUCUUAUGUGCCCCCUCAGCCCCACUCCGUUUUUCGUUCCUUUUGUUCUAAACAGUGAUAGUACCAUUUUUCCAUACGCCUUGUCGUUUUGGCUUCGCAUACAAUAUUUGCGAGAAAGAUAUCCAAGAUCACAGUUCAACUCAUAUCACACAGGGUUCGGACGGAGCCGUCAAGGUAUGCAAGGUCUAGUUAAAUUUACAUCUUUUCUUUGGCCAAAGCGUAGGGUGCAUUUUAGCUAGCCACAGCUCCUUGUGCCCGGUGCCUGUCGCAUGGGUCGAUCAAAGCGGGAGACGACGCAGCCACUCAACUUGGUGAUGAACUAACUAGCUGGGUUAUGCUAGAACGGCUGUGGGUUGUUUUGGUGGUCGUCGGCUACCUCGGAGCUGGAGGACUUCUUUUUCAGUUGAUCGAGCCGCCCCCACCAAACCCAAAACUUCCCAUCUCAAAGUACACCGAGAACUGCCUAAACCAACUGUGGACAAUAACAGAGAGACUUAAUGUUCUCUAUCAGCGAAACUGGACUCGCCUUGUGACUGAACAGCUGCGUCAGUUAGAAGUCAAUGUAAUCCAGGCCGUAAGGGCACAGGGAAGAGAGAACACCCUUGAUCCUGAUCUACAAUGGUCUUUCACUGGGUCGCUGCUCUAUUCUUUAACUGUAAUCACAACAAUAGGUUGCGGAAAUUUGGGCCCUAAAACAAUGGAGGGAAAGCUCGCCACGAUGAUCUACGCCCUCAUUGGCGUACCGCUCAUGUUGGUGUGCCUCUCCCACCUCGGCUCUCUGCUGGCCGACAUCAUCCAAAGUGCCUAUUAUUACGUUUGCUGCUGUUCAAAGCAGUCUAAGAACAAUGAGAGAAUGGAGUACCAGAUGGAAGAGAGAGGAGCAAGGAUGAGGAGUGUCGAGGUUGUAGGAGGAGGAUGCGGACGAGCCGUAUGCAGGCUGACCUCAUUAGACAGCAUGUUAGACUACACUCCAAGAUCCAAUUCCGUUCACGACAGCGAUGACGAUGAACUGGAAAACAAUAGAGGAGGAGCGACAAAUGACACUCCGAGCCGAAUGCCUUUGAUAUGGAGAGGAGAAAGUCGCCCUGGAACCCCACCACCACCUCCAACUCAAGCACAACCACCUUCGACGAGAACCCGAGUGCCAGCUCUUCUCACACUAGCCAUCCUCCUCGGCUACAUCUGCCUGGGUGCCUGGUUAUACGCAGCUUGGGAGAGGCGUACGUACCUUGAAGGGCUUUAUUUCACCUUCACCGCUCUCACAACAAUAGGCCUAAGUGACAUGGUGCCCGGAAGGGGGAUUAAAAGAAUAGAAGGCCAGUUGCAGCUUCUGGCCUUCUGCCUAUACAUAUUCUUCGGCCUCGUCCUAGUUGCAACGGCUUUCGCCCUCGUCCAGGAACAAGUAAUCACAAAGACGAGGCAGAUCGCCAUUUCCCUCGGUGUCGUCAAAAGAGAAGAACUCCCCCUAUGAUACACCGCUCUUACGGCAGUCUAAAGUGUUACUUAAAACAAUUGUCGUUCAAAUAACAUUUUCACCAAUCAAUGGAGUAAUUUUACAUUGCUUCCAAAG
Cimex lectularius (bed bug) is the source of this 2183-nucleotide messenger RNA. RefSeq names its product TWiK family of potassium channels protein 9-like. Gene Ontology annotation, molecular function: potassium ion leak channel activity. Lineage: Eukaryota; Metazoa; Arthropoda; Insecta; Hemiptera; Cimicidae. The record is from RefSeq and is a predicted model, not a curated record. Gene Ontology annotation, cellular component: membrane. Gene Ontology annotation, biological process: potassium ion transmembrane transport; stabilization of membrane potential. Bases 948 to 2084 code for a protein of 378 amino acids. The transcript has 6 exons.